AUGGCGUCUUUGUGGCAGCAGUACAAGAAUGUUUCGCCACGGAUGCGGAUUGCUUUUGGCGUUGAUCAAACGAUGAGCACCAUGGGGCCCAUGAACGGCAUCACGGCUAGUGCCUCCAUCGAUGCUGGCGACAGCGCCGGUGCAUCUGCCAGCCUCGUCUUUACUGGCCAGCUGCCCAGCCCCGGUAGCGUACGCCUGUAUGUCGCCACCUACCCCCGGCAGUCCACCUCGCAGAGUCAGCUCGAGGCCUGCUCCCUGGAUCAGAUUGGCGAGCUCUACGAUCCUCAAAAUCUGCGAGCCAACCCCAACUACGCGACCCGUUGCAGCGCCGAUCCCAGCAAUUGCGCCCCGGGUGACCUUGAGGGUAUCUUCGGCAAGCUCACCGACUGCUCCUCCUCCCUGUGCCGUCAUGGCCAAGCCAAGACCGCCCCACGCGACCUCGUCGCCCUGACCGGUCGCGCCUUGGUCCUCGUAAAUAUUGCCACCAACCAACCCCUCUAUUGCUCAAACCUUGUCAUCAAAACCCAGGGCGUCUCCAAUAGCGCCCUCCAAGGCAAAGCCCACAACAAGCUGCUGCGCACCUCCUUCAUGGCCCGCCAGAGCCGCUUCGAAGACAACAUCCUCAGUCGCUUCACGCUCCGCUUUGGCUCUCCCAACCCUGCCAACCUUCCAACCACCACUGCCCACUGGCUGUUGGCUGAUCGACCCGCGACCUCCACCCUCGCAAGUUUCUGCGCUGCCGCUUCAACCCCCGCCAUCAGCAUCAACCUGACCCAGACUUGCAAUGGACCCCUGGAUCUGCAAAGUACCAGUGGCGUCGCACACUGCGUCACCACCCUGGCCGAGGACCUGGCAACGCUGAGCAACCCCGUUCUCCUCCUCUCCAAUACCAAGGGUGGCAGCCCACUUCUCUGCAGCCCCCUCCACGCGCCGAAAUCGCGCGUCGUCCAUGCCCUCUUCAACACAGAACUCGUCGACGGCGUGAUUCAAUUCAGCCAGCCCGACCCCGAUAGCGCCACAACCAUCUCCGUCACCCUUAAAGGCUUGCACCAGCGGGCUGGCGGCUGGCACGUUCACACCUUCCCCGUGCCCGAACCCAGUGCCGUCGGCGCAAGCCCGGGCGUCGACCAAUGCUCUGGCGCUGCUGUCGGCGGUCAUUUUAACCCCUUUAAUGCCCUCGUUCCCUGCUCUUCCGCACCCGGUAUGACUGACGACCAGUGCGAGGUCGGAGACCUGGCUGGCAAACACGGUACCUUGGCCAACCUGGAUAGCGUGUCCAUCACCUACACCGAUUGGAACCUGCCGCUUUUUGGCGCCGCCUCCAUCGUUGGUCGCAGCAUCGUGAUUCACGUCAAUGCCAACAACAACCCCCGCCUCGCCUGCGCCACCAUUCAGCCCGAGCCAGACUCGGUGACGACUGUCGUUGCCCGCUUCAUGGGUGAUGUCGUGGGUGACAUUACCUUUCAGCAAGACGCCGCUGAUCCCUAUGCCGACACCACCGUGCUCGUUGACCUGCGCUACACCAACCAAUCGCAGAGCGCCACCAGCGGCCACAAUUGGCACGUUCACGUGGAUGCCCCCGAUUUACUCAACUGCGCAAGUGCAGGUGGCCACUACAAUCCGCUCGAUGUUUGUCUCACGGCUGCCUGUGGCUAUCCCUCCACCUGCGGUGUGGGCCGCUUGCAACCUGGCUGCGAGAUGGGUGACCUAGCCAACAAACACGGGCCGCUCAAUAUUUUAAGCGGUGCCACGUUGCCCGGCGCCCGCGCCUUCUUCACAGACCUCCAGUUGCCCCUCUCUGGCCCUGACUCAAUCAUCGGGCGCUCCAUUGUCGUGCACGGCGCCGAUGGUGCUGGUGCCCGCCUAACAUGUGCAACCUUGCGCCGCCGUGCCCCCCGUACCGCCACCGCCACCGUGGCCAUGGGUGGCAUCAGCGGCACGGUCGGCUUUGCCCAAGCCUAUCCAGGCGCCCCGACUUACGUCACGGUCAACCUGGCUGGCCUUCAACAGCGCAUUGGAGGCUACCACGUCCAUGUUCUACCGGUUCCAGCGCCCUCCGAAGUGGGUCUCUCAAGUCCCAGCGCCGCGCAAUGCAGCCCCGCUGCCGUGGGGGGCCAUUUCGACCCCUACAAUACCGGCAAUACCUGCGAUCCAUCUAUCACUGGUGACGCCUGUGAGGUUGGCGACCUCAGCGGCAAGCACGGCUCGCUCAGAGGUCUGACUUCAAUCGACGUCGGCUACUCUGACAUGCACCUGCCACUCUUUGGCGUCAACUCUAUCGUUGGCCGCAGCGUAGUGCUGCAUUCCACGGCUCAAGGCGCCCCGCGCCUGGCUUGCGCUACAAUUCAGUAUGCCGACACCCACUCGGUGCUCACUUACAAAGCACACUUCACGUCAACGGGUAGCGCGAGUGCGGUCACCGGAAGCAUCGUUUUUCAGCAGUUGCGGGACGAUCCGGAUGCGGAGACGAGCGUCCUGGUCGCGCUGGCGCAUUCAGCGCACUCUUCGGGAGUGUCCAUGGGCCAUGCCUGGCAUGUACACCAGUCUCCAGUCUCUGGCAGUGAUUGUGCAUCCGCAGGUGGGCACUACAAUCCCUACGAAGUUUGUCUGAGUGCAGACUGUGGCUACUCCUCUAGCUGUGGCCAAAGUGGGCUGCAGGCGGGCUGUGAGCUGGGAGACCUCGCCCACAAGCAUGGCACCUUGAGCCUCGGUGCCGCGAGUCCUCUGCCCCUUUCGCGUAGCUUCUACACGGAUAUCCAGCUGCCGCUGAGUGGGGCAACAAGCGUAGGAGCCCGCUCCAUUGUGAUUCAUGGCUCCAACGGAACGGCGCCGCGCAUUGCAUGCGCUUCUAUGGUAGCCUCUAUCAGCUCAACAUCAACGGCUGCCCCUACGUCUACUCCCGCGUCUUCCAGUAAACAUAAACACCGCCGCACCGCUGUAGCGCUCCUGGUAACUGCACUCUUUCUUGUUGCGGGCGCCAUGGCUGGCAUGGCCUACUAUCGUCACACCCAGCGACAUACUCGGGGCAUCGGAUCGGAUAUGACUGAACAACUUUUGAUGGACAGUGAGUACGCAGCCCUGGAGGAAAUGCACAAGGAUGACGAUACGUUUGAUCUCAAUCGCGCAUCCCAAGCCUAGGAAUUACCUCCGCCCCCCACCUGUUUUUUUUUUUUCCUUUCUGAGUUUGGGACUGAUCAAUCUUUCAGCGCUAUGUAUAAACGUUUGCCGCCUUUGUAACCGUGGUUGAAAAGAACUGUGACUGGCACCAGCCAUGCCACUUCUUGCCCCGUGAUGAAUUUACAUGUUAAUAGGC
Messenger RNA from Monosiga brevicollis MX1, 3313 nucleotides. RefSeq lists its product as uncharacterized. Gene Ontology annotation, biological process: superoxide metabolic process. Gene Ontology annotation, molecular function: metal ion binding. Lineage: Eukaryota; Choanoflagellata; Craspedida; Salpingoecidae. The transcript is spliced from 2 exons. The record is from RefSeq and is a predicted model, not a curated record. Bases 1 to 3138 code for a protein of 1045 amino acids.